AACUACGCUUAUUUCCGCAAUUAUUCGGCCAUUUACGCGUGCAGCGAUUUCGAUUGGGCGCACAAAAUCAGUACCGGCCUCAAAAUUGAUUCCCCCGGCAUGGUUUCAACCCGUGGUCAUAACACGAAGUACAAAUUUUGCGAUGGCGAAAAGGUGCUGUGCUACGAGCCGGAUCCAACCAAAGCGAAGGUCCUGUACGAUUCAAAGGUUCUGGAAGUAUCCGAAGGUAAAGACAAACGGGGCCGGCGUAUCGUAGAAUACUUGAUACACUUCCAGGGCUGGAACUCGUCCUGGGACCGGAAAGUGAGUGAGGAUUUCAUCCUGAAGGACACGGAAGAGAAUCGCCAGUUACAGAAGGAUUUGGCGGAAAAAUCGCAGCUAUAUCAAGGUGGAUAUUUAUAUCGGAAGGAACGAAAAAAACAGCGCGCGAAAAGUUUAACCGAUCGCAUCGAAAGCUUAACGAGUGCCAAGUCCCAUCACAUCAAUCCGUCAUCGGAAGACGGUAGCUCGUGCAGUAACGGUUUUAGUAGAGACGAAAAUGAGUACAAUAUUGAUGACAUGGACGAAUACUACAGCAGCUCGGUCGAGAGCUCACACGAGGAAGAAAAGGUUUACCUUCAAGCAGGCAGCAAGUUUCGCAAAUAUCUCGACCUAGAUCACCACUUAAUUGUGUCCGAAGGCAUGCUGGUGGAACUACCGGCCAAACUUCCCGUGGUGACGAUAUUGGAAGAUUUUGUUCGCUACUACACCAUUCGCCAGCUGUUUGAAUGUGGCCAUCAGGAGCAAACCAAGUCCCGACGGCGCAACAGUUCUGCAUUACGCAGCGAGCACAAAAUACGCGACUACGAGCAGAUACGUACGAACGUAGAACUGUGCAAAGAGGUAGCGGAUGGGCUGCGCGUAUACUUUGACUUUACCCUUCAGGACUAUCUGCUGUACCCGCAAGAAAAAUCGCAAGCCCAGAUCGUUUUGGCAGAAGAGAAUCUACGCAACUUUACCUACAUUGCAUCGCAAAAUCUUUCGCUGGACAUGCUAACCGUACGGCUCGAGUCCCCUACGGUAGAUGUGAAUCAGCCGCUUAGCGAACAUUCAGACCACCAUCAGUCAACUUCGGCCGCAUCUGCCGAAGAACGACGGCGGCGACGAUUACGCUCGCACAAAAACGAAGAGAAUGAAUUUGUGCUGGAUUUUGGCGCUCUGCAGGGCCAGUCGGGACAUCACAUUCAACCAAGUGUGGCAACAGCGGAAUGCACCGGCAACCUGUCGCCAUUCGGAUCGAGCCUUAACAUUCUGCGCUCCGUCAUUCCACAGAACGUGACCAUUUCGCGGGAAGCCAAAGAGGUGCUGGACGAUGUGUUUCGGUGGCGCAUUCUACCUUCGAAUGCACCGGCCGAACCGUCCAUGAUUUACGGUGCCGUUCAUCUGGCGCGGCUUGUUGUAAAGCUACCGGAAUUUCUGUCCGCAACGGCAAUGGCAGACGAGAAGCUGAAGCUGCUGCUCAAAUUCUUGGACACAUUUGCCGAGUUUAUUGAGGAACACGAGGAAUGGUUUGGAAAACAGUUUUACUUUAGCCUACGAGACAAUGAAGGUAGUGUAUGA
This is a messenger RNA of Anopheles maculipalpis, 1599 nucleotides long. RefSeq names its product male-specific lethal 3 homolog (gene msl-3). The transcript has 4 exons. NCBI's taxonomy places the organism in Eukaryota, Metazoa, Arthropoda, Insecta, Diptera, Culicidae. Gene Ontology annotation, biological process: regulation of DNA-templated transcription; chromatin organization. Gene Ontology annotation, cellular component: MSL complex; NuA4 histone acetyltransferase complex; nucleus. Bases 100 to 1599 code for a protein of 499 amino acids. The record is from RefSeq and is a predicted model, not a curated record.